AUCCAACAUCCACUCUUUAUUCCGACGUGUGGAGAAUAUUGCCAGCACCUCUUUGUUGGGAGUGGCAUUGAACUUUUGAGAUGAAAUUUGAUGAAACGGAAGCGUACCAGAGCGGUUACUCAGAGGCCACAAAGAGACCUUAUGGAGUGUAUUGUGUAAAGGCCUUAUAAUGACGGUAUAAUCCACAUCCAACGUGAACAACGAGGUGAGAAAAAGGAUCCAUCUGGAAGGAAUUGGAGAUUGUUGAAUGAAGAAUAACAGCAAAUUAAUCAGUACAGGACUAUGAGAGUACCAACCUAAUUGAAUCCUUCAAAGGGCUUUCAUAGAUGAACAAUUGAGUAAGUGUUUCUUUCUGGAAUCUGGAACAACUGUAACCAUUAUGGUUAAAAGUUCAAGUGGAGGAGAAAUUCCAGUUGCUUAAAAAAAUGAAAAUGGGCAUGUGCAGGUUCACAAGAUUCUUGAAAACAAGAGGGCCGCUUGCUGCACGAGUUUUCAUCUGAUGAAAACAAAUGGCGACAAAUCGAUCGAAAGAAAAAGCAGCAGUGAACCAGACAGAACAAUCAAUUGCAAAGUUGGAGAGAAUGUUGUUCACACUACAAACAGCAGUGAUGUUCAGGAAAGACCGUGGAUAAUAAUAAAACUAUCCAAAUGCAUUUGGCUGAUGGAGGAGGACCAUGCUCUGGCAGAGUGGAGCUCCUUGUCAACGGCACUUAGGGCGCAGUUCAUAACGAUAACUGGGAUCUGCUCGAUGCGAAAGUUGUCUGCAAACAAAUGGAAUGCGGGGCAGCCAGACUGGCGCCUCUUGGGGCCCAUUUCGGAGCCACUGCUGCCCCCUUUUGGUUGGAUGACGUUGAGUUCAGAGGCACAGAGUCUAUUCUAAUCCAGUGCCUCGCAAAUGCUUUGGGAAAACACAACUGUGGCUCUGGCGAGGCAGCCUCUGUUAUUUGCAUAGCUCUUGGCCUUUCUACACCACUUCAAACAGUCGAAGCCAGUGAGACAAGUCAACAGGAGUCAAAGCAAACACAAAGGGAACAAAGACCAUCCAACUGAUUUCACUGUCCUUGGAGAAACAUGAUUCUCGCCUCAAAUAUUCUUGGGAUCAUUUAUCUCCAUACAAUGGUUGGACAAUACACAGAUGACAGAUUACCGAAACCAACAUUAACUCACAUUCCAGCCUUCAGAGUCUUCUUACCAGGAGAAUCAAUAACCUUGAAUUGCUCCUGUAAAGCUCCCACCAUGAGGAUUCACUACAACAGAAAUGGACACAAUUGUCACUACAAGGACACUGAUGCGAAACAGAGUGAAAAAUAUCACAAAGUCACAGCAGGGAGGGAAAAUAUGGAGACUUACAGUUGUGAAUGUUUACUCAGUGAGAAUGGGCAAUGGGUUUACUCAGGGCACAGCAACCAGGUUCACCUAAACAUUCAAGAUCACCCCAUAGCCCCGAGUAUCUCAAUGGAUCCAUUCGAUGGUGUGGUUUCUGUGGGGCAGAAGGUUAAAAUAACCUGCCAAGGGGAGAUCCGUGCCAAAGGGGGUACAUUUUACUUGCACAGAAACAAAACAGAAGCACCUGUACUUUCCCGUAACACUUCUGGCACUGAGCAAACUGUGAUUUUCACCAUCGACAUCGGAAACAGUCAAACUGCUGGCAAUUACAGAUGUGAAUAUCAAACUGAAAUUGAAGGACGGAUGGCAGUUUCACCAUUUAGCAAUGAAGUAAAGAUCAUCUUCAGAGAGUCGAGCACCUACUUCCCGCUGUAUGCAAAGCUGGGGUGUGCAGCCGUGAUACUCCUUCUACUGUUAGUCACAGUUACAUGCUUCUUAAUUGCCAAGAGAAGGAAAGCAAGUUGCCAAAAUACUGAGAGCCCUGUGACAUUCGCAAGCGGAGCAGUGAUUCAAAAAAAUGAUUCUAACAUGUGUCUCUCUUCUGAGCCAGAGAGAAAUAAACUCAAUUCUGAAGAACCAGGAAUGGUACAGGAGGGGAUUACCUACGCAACACUGAAUAUGGAAAUACUCAGUCAUAACAAAGGCUCCUUGGUCCCAGCAGCAGGCAGCAAUUUGCCUUUCCAGAAGAAACAAAUUGGGGCACCACAAAGUGGAUAUCAAGACAUCACUUAUGCAUGUGUGAAUGUUUCUGGAGAUAGACUACAAUAAGUUGCAAAAUUGCAAUCGAUGAAACCUCAUUUUGACACACUGCUCCCAUUCAUUGGCCAAGAUACUGUGCUGAUUUCAAGUGUUGACUCUCAUGGAACCUUCAUGUUAUCAUUGUAAACCUUUUAAGCAUUAUAAUUUUGCAAGCUUAUCACGUAGCAGCAGUUUUCUCUGCAUUAGGGCAUUUUAUAGCUAUUUAUUUUGUACGAGCAUGUGCAGGUGUGUGUUACCCCAUUGGGCUGGGUGGCUGAUGAGAGAUGCCAAGCAGGGUGGUUUCAGUUCUUACACUGAGAUUUCAAAGUAGGUCUAGGCCUUUGCAACUUUGAAAGAUAAACAUAGCACCAGUCCUCUUUCUCUCCAUCUCUGUCUCUCUCUUGCUAACAAUCAAGUAGCCGAUGAUCUUCUGGGGAGAGAUGUGACUUUACUAAGGUUGGAAUGAGCAGAUAGAUUUGAUUUUAAAGAUACGCAGGUUUGAGAGUAGUGAUGUCAAAACCUGAAGAUUAACCAAAAUUUACACAAUGGAAUUUGCCUGUUUGGUGCACCCACUAUAAGGGGGAGUGGUGAGGGACUUUGAAUCUUUCAAUGAAUAGAGAAAUAUGGGAUAGAAAAGUGUUUUGGCGUUUUUCAAUAAAUUGGCUAUUGACAUUUUUUAAGCGACAAACAGUCAAGCUCUACCCUAAGACCUACCUGGUCCUUCUUCCUAGCGAUGAUUAGUUUUCAAUUUCUAAGCCCCUAAGAAAAUAGUUGGAUGUGAUCCUAUGAAGCCUUGCACGGUCUGAGCAAUGAAGGAAAGUGAGCCAAAUGCCUUCUUAACCAUCUUAAAUACCUGUGCUGCAACUUCCAAAGAACUAUGUGCCUGAACCCCUAAGUCUCUCUGUUCAACAACACUACCCAGGGUUCUACCAUUACUGUAUAAGCCCUGGCCUUAUUCAUCUUACCAAAAUACAAAGCUUUGCAUUUAUCCAAAUUAAACUCCAUCUGACCUCCUUUGCCCAUUGGCCCAAUUGAAUAAGAUCUCUUUAUAAUCUUAGAUAAGCUUCUUCCUCAUUGACUGUAAUACCAAUUUUGGUGUCAUCUGCAAAUUUACUCACCAUGCCUGCUAUAUUUUCAUUGUCCUUUGUUCAACAAUAUUCACUAGUGAUACCAAUAAAGAAUGGCCUAGUCCUGUUCUUAUGUUUGCUCAGAUUUUUCUGAGUUCAUGGGCGGGGACUGGGUGUGUGGGGGCAGAAUGUGUGCAUGGAGUUGGAAACCCAGGCAGAUUAAUCAUCAUUCUAAUGAGCCAUAGGACAGGCUUGAGGGACCAAAUGGUCUACUUCUGCUCUUAUUUUGGACAUUUUUGGUGAACAGGAUUAGAUAUGUAUGCAAUGCAAAGUGAGCUAACUCUGCACGCAAGGUAUUUCAGAUCUCUUAGAAAAAUGUCCACAGAAAGUUAGAGUCUCUGUCAAACAUCUGGCUGGAACAAUAGCCAGUCCACGUUUAAUGCUAACCACCUCCUUUCGAGCAAAAAUCCCACUCCUUGAGGUCACGUUCAAAUUGCCAUCUCAGCAACUGGUAGCCAAUUGAGCCAAGCACAAAAAGAGAUGAGAAGAAAAUAUGCCUGACCUUGCAAAAAAAUCCUGCCAAAUAAAAUGGGACUUUUCCGUCUGCAAUUGAAAA
This is a messenger RNA of Rhincodon typus (whale shark), 3807 nucleotides long. Its product is annotated as immunoglobulin superfamily member 1-like. NCBI's taxonomy places the organism in Eukaryota, Metazoa, Chordata, Chondrichthyes, Orectolobiformes, Rhincodontidae. The transcript has 16 exons. The record is from RefSeq and is a predicted model, not a curated record. The coding region runs from base 1072 to 2154 and encodes 360 amino acids.